AUGUCUGACAGUGAUAGCAAUAUAAGUAACACUAGUGCCAAAGUUGUGAAAAAAAGAAAAUAUACCCAGGUAUAUAAAAUCCCAUGGGAAGAUGAAAGUAAAUUUAAAGGCUGCCUUGGAAAAAGUAAAAGUCAAAGUCAUCACAAAUUAUUACCUAUGUGCAAAUGUCAAAUCUCUCAUAAAACUUUAUUGGACUGUUUUAUACAAAGAGAAAUCAUUGACAAAUCCGCAGUAUUGGAUAUAAAUUAUAAAAAUCCCAGAAAUAGGUUACCCAUUCGGGAGGUGUAUUUUGGUUCUGACAUUCGUCAGACAUGCGUCAUGACGUCGCAUCCUAACAACAACGUCGGAACUGCAAAAAAAGAAAUUUUUGAUACCGGUGAACCGUUGCCAUCAGAAUUUACACAUCAAAUUGUUGGAAAAAAACCUACCAUUGGAAUAAACAAUACGUCCCCUGUACUAGUUAAAGCAACGAUCAGUCUUUAUUCCGAUGAUGAAUGUAUGACACCAUAUCCGACACCAUGUACAUCACCAGAGCACUGUGGCCAGUUUUGUGAUGGCUCAUUCUAUCUGUGUCAAGAAAUCGAUAUCAUAGAUAGUGCAUCGUAUCGUGUUACUGUAUCUUCCGAAGGAUUGUCAACGCCAUCAUCAGUUUUAAGCGUAAAUUCGCCAUCGUUAAGUUUAGUUACGUCAUUUAGUAUAAGUAGUCAGAAAGGCCACACGCUAAAUGAAGGAGAUAGCGUACAUUCGGUCAUAGAGAAAGCAAGUCACUCUAAAGAUAUUUUUACACCAACUGAAUGGCACACUAUGAUAAGGUGGGCAAAAACUUCCGGAGAUCCAUAUAUUGUAAAACAGAUGGCCACCAACAAUUUUAAGAAUUAUAAAGCAUUGCUAGUGACUAGGGGAAGUACUCGAAAUGCUCACACCAGAGAAGUAGCAUUAGAAGAUUGUUAUGAUGGAUUUAGGCCUAUUUCUUUGGACAAAUUUAAGGACCUAAACCAGUUAUGUGCCACUGGCAUUAUUCCACAACGAUACCACAAUUUUUACAAAAAUCUUAAACAGCGGAAUAAUAAUAAUAUAUCUGAUAAUGACAGUUCAGAAUAA
Molecule: messenger RNA, 1101 nt
Organism: Diabrotica balteata
Lineage: Eukaryota; Metazoa; Arthropoda; Insecta; Coleoptera; Chrysomelidae
Source: the annotation of a GenBank genome assembly